AUGAGGUGCUCGCAGUUCCUCGUAGCAGUGGCGCUGUGCUGUCUGGUACAAGUUCAGGGGAAGCCGGUCAUGACUAUACCAGAGUUCUUAGAGCGAAACGACAAAGUGUUGAUGUCGCGCAUGGGCGCAGAUGAUGAAAACGUGUAUAUUGCUAUUGAGCGGGCUGUAAAUAAUCUUCUCCGAUCGGCCAGUGAAGUGAAAACCCCAGAUGAUGAUAAAACCAGACUGCUCAUUUUAAAGACUUCACAAUCCGAAGAGGCAACAACUGACGCCCCAGCCUUUGCUGAUGACGAUGACGCACAGCUAAUGGUGGAGAUUUAUAACGCUACACCUCGGUCCGAAGUUGCCACAACUAAGGCACCAGAAUUUAAUUAUGAUGACUUCAUGCAGAGCUUGCAGAAGGGUGAAGAGUUAGGAACCAAAGUCGCUACAAAUGCGCCCUUUAAAGCCUUAGCUGAUGAAGACGAAAGAAGACCACGGUCCGAAGCUGCCACAACUGAGGCAUCAAAUGUCAAUAAAGAUGACGUCUACACCAGUAAGCUCAUACUGGGCAUCGCUCGAGACAAUGAGUUGGGAGACGAAGUUAGUUCGACGGCGUCUUCUGAUGAUCCUAUUUUCAAACCGCAGUUCGUAAUUGGCCAGGAUAAU
Iphiclides podalirius (scarce swallowtail) is the source of this 648-nucleotide messenger RNA. The record is from the annotation of a GenBank genome assembly. Lineage: Eukaryota; Metazoa; Arthropoda; Insecta; Lepidoptera; Papilionidae.